AACAGGGGAGAGAAUGAGAUAGGAGGGGAUAGUUUAAUACUCGUUUAGUAGAUCAUGCUCAUAUGCUAUAAGUAACAGGGACUGAUUUGUUCUCUCCACAAAGGCCAUGGGACAGAAACAGGACAAAGUCCUGGUAACAAACACAGCUUUUGCUAACACAGAGGAUUACACACAAGGAAGAGGAGGAAGUUUAAUUUAAGAAACCUCUACAGGACAGUGGCAAAUGUGCUCAAAUCCAUCCAAAACUGACCAGGCAUAUAUACAAGCACAGCACUGGAUGGCUUUUCUGUUCAAGAACAAAUGAAAUCUUCUGCUGAUGACAACGAUACUCCCAACAUGUCAUACACUUCAAGAGAGAAUGACUGUACACUUCUUGAGACCAAUAACAUCUCAUCAACAUCUCACAGACAGAGCAGUAAUAUAAACAGGGAUGAAGACAAUAUGAAUGACACGGAGAAAAGAAAGAGGGAUGAGUCUCUACCUAUAACAGUCUUGGAUGUGUCAGAAAACCAAGACUGCAGUUUAAACAAAGCAGAAAUUAAAGUAGCCCCUGAUAGAGACCUGUAUCAGGAAAGCAAUCGCCCCCCACUGCAAAAGUUAUCAAGUAACUGUAGCAUAGAGUCACAAGUUGGAACAGGAGAGGCACCCAAGAAAAGAAGACUUGAGUCAAAUAAAGAAGUGAAUAAUGCCAACAAAGAUAAUGUUGGUGAGAGAGAGAUAAUGACAGCUUCCUUGGUACAAGAAAAAGACCCUUCCUAUUUCACUGCUGUCAUUACACCCCCAGCCCAAAUUCACAUAUUACCUGUCCCUGAAACUAAGAUCCAGACCAUGAGCUCAGAUAGCUUGGUUACAGAUACUCAAAAAAAAAAGUCAGCUAAAAGUAAAGGACCACCACCACCUGUCAUGAAGAAGCCAAAAAAUCCUUUUGGUAAAGAUGUUGCACAUGCAAUAGAUAAGCCUCGGCCAUAUUCUGAACUUCUACAGAAAAACAUCAAAACAGGAAGAAGAGAGUCAGCAUUACACAAUGUCACUGAGGAUUUUGACAAGUCCCAUCCAGAUCUAGAAAAACAGGCAAAAAUGAAAGGCCCUCCACCACCAGUACCAAAGAAACCACUAAAUCCAUUUGUCGCCAUUGAGAGAGAUAAUGUCUUGCCAAUCAAUGCUUCAAUUUCAAAAGACACAACAGACAUAAUAACAUGUGAAUCUUGUGACUACAAACCAUAUAUGCACAGAGCUGUGCAUGAGGAGGAACCGAAAACAAUUUUUGCUAUAGACAGAGACAAUUUUCCAGUUACUUAUAGCAACUCAAAUACCUUGGAUGAAAAUGUUUUUAUGAGUUUCAGACCAGAACUCAUUAAGCAAACUGAUAAUUCGCAUAAGAAAAGGAUGCAACAAAGCAGCAUAGCUAAUGUUGGAAACUGGGAAAAUAAAGUAUUGGAAAUGCCCAAAACUUCUGAUAUCAAAAAGCCCUUUUCAUGUCAAAUGGAAAGGAUACUGUCACCAAAGAAAGAGAUGAUCAGGCGUGUGGUUCGGCAGAGUAAGUUCCGCCACGUUUUUGGCCAGGUGGUGAAAAAUGAUCAGUGCUAUGAUGACAUCAGGGUGUCACGGGUCACCUGGGACAGCGCCUUCUGUGCUGUCAACCCCAAAUUUGUUGCCAUCAUUGUGGAGGCCAGCGGGGGUGGAGCCUUUAUUGUCCUCCCUCUUCAAAAGACAGGUCGUAUCGAUAAGGCCUACCCAACUGUCUGCGGUCACACUGGCCCUGUGCUGGACAUCGACUGGUGCCCUCACAAUGAUCACGUCAUUGCCAGCGGGUCUGAAGAUUGUACUAUAAUGGUGUGGCAGAUCCCAGAGAACGGACUGACUGCUCCACAAUCAGAGCCCGUUGUGGUGUUGGAGGGACACUCCAAGCGGGUUGGCAUCGUGACAUGGCACCCCACAGUCCGUAAUGUCCUCCUCAGUGCUGGAUGUGAUAAUGUGAUUUUGAUCUGGAAUGUGGGCACUGGCGAGGCCCUCAUCACACUGGAUGACAUGCACCCAGACAUGAUCUUCAGUGUGUGCUGGAACCGCAAUGGCAGCCUCAUCUGUACCGCCUGCAAGGACAAGAAAGUGCGCAUCAUUGACCCACGCAAGGCCAAGAUCACUGCAGAGAAGGAUAAAGCUCAUGAGGGUGCACGGCCCAUGAGGGCCAUCUUUCUCGCUGAUGGCAACAUCUUCACCACUGGCUUUAGCCGCAUGAGUGAGAGACAACUGGCCUUAUGGAACUCGAAAAACAUGGAUGAGCCGAUCUCAGUACAUGAGAUGGACACCAGCAAUGGAGUACUACUUCCCUUCUAUGACCCGGACACCAACAUUGUCUACCUUUGUGGAAAGGGAGACAGCAGCAUCCGCUACUUUGAGAUUACAGAUGAAGCACCAUACGUUCAUUACCUUAACACCUUCUCCAGCAAAGAACCACAGAGGGGCAUGGGCUACAUGCCCAAAAGGGGCCUAGACGUUAAUAAGUGUGAGAUUGCCAGGUUUUAUAAACUUCAUGAGAGGAAGUGUGAGCCAAUUAUCAUGACUGUCCCAAGAAAGUCAGACCUAUUCCAGGAUGAUCUGUAUCCAGACACAGCAGGACCAGAUUGGGCCUUGGAAGCAGAGGAGUGGUUUGAAGGGAAGAACGGUGAUCCUAUCCUAAUUUCCCUCAAACAUGGCUAUGUCCCUGGCAAGAACCGUGACCUCAAGGUGGUCAAAAAGAAUGUUCUGGAUAACAAGUCACCCAAGAAGGUGGAGGAGAUGUCAGCUCUUCAAAAGCCUGCCUCUCCUCAGCUCACUAGAAAAAAUGAAGUGAAGUUGGAGGAGCUUCUCCGAGAAGUGAAAUCACUCAGGGACCUGGUGACACUUCAGGACAGGCGAAUUGCCAAACUUGAAGAGCAGGUAGCCAAAGUGGUAAUUUGAGGUGCUGCUACAGGUCUGAGUCAACAUCUUCGUAUAUGAAGAGAUACAUUUCAGAGGGCCAGUCACUGCCAAAAAAAAUCGCAAUUCAACUUGAUCAUUCCUCUUGAUGUUUUUUCUUGUGACUAUGACUUGAAGCAACAUUCCAAUAUGGACGUUUUCAUCUUGCCUCCCCUGAGCAUUCAUUAGAAUAGAAAAAAACAGCUGAAUUUUGCUCUGUGUUGUGUUUUUUGAUGGUCUAGUGGGUUUAACUGAUAAUAUUUAAAAUUUUUAGAUUUCAUGAUUUUCAUCCUUUUUUGGUUUUUUAAAGUUGUGAUCCUUUGAAUUUUUGCAUCAAGUGCCAAGUCCCCUAGUGUUUUCCUUGAGUGUAUCAGUAUUACUGUUCUUUUCAUUCUUUGUGCUGCCAAUUGUGAGGGUGCACUUGACCUGCCUAUUGUUUUGCUUCUAUUUUAAUUCUUUUUCUGGCUGAAUUUUACACUGUCUAUUAAUCUUUUCAAGACUGGAGAUUAAGAAGUUGUAGCCUCUCUCUGUGCACCUUGGCUAUAGUGGUUAAAGGUUAUAUGACUCUGUCACAGAAAUUAAUCAGAUAAAAAAAAAAAGACCUAGCACUGCAGGUAAAAGCAGCACUGAACAGCAUGGUGCCUAAUUGAGAAGCACUCUCCAUACACCACGAUUUCUGAUUAAUUCCGUGCUGGUCACUGUAGUGAAUUUCUAUUCCACGCUAAUUAUAAUAAAUGCAUUACACUUAGAUGAUUUUGAUAUAUUUAUGAAGUUCUCCAAAAGCAAUAAAGCAAAGGUGUUCGAGUGAGAAUGUAAUUUUUUUUCACUGAUCUAUCUCUAAUCAGUAGUUGUUUUUUACUGAUAGGACUCCCAGCAGUUCAUUUGACUAAUAACUUAUACAUAAAGGUAUAAUAUGAAAGUAAAGCUAUAAUCAUUAGGGAGGAAUUCAUACAUUUAAAAUCUAUAUCCUGAAUUUAUAUAUUUCUGUAAAGUUACUUUGGGAAAAUGCCAAUUAUUAAAAGCACUAUACAAUAAAGCUGAAUUGAAUGGAAUUGUCCCCCUUAUGAAAAACACUUUAAAUACUGCUGCUAUUUGUUCAUUUAAACUAUUUGUUCAUUACAACUCACCUGCUUAUUAAUAGUCCAGUCACUUUGUUGAUUUGAAAUGUAAGUACAGUCAGGACCAUAAAUAUUUGGACAGUGACAAAGUUAUUGUUAUUUUGCCUGUCCACACAGUUUAUAGGAUUUUUAAUUAAAUGUAGGAUGAUUUACAGCACUUUUUAUAUGUGGAAACAUAACUGUGAUGAAUGCCAGAAUAAUUCUAUUCCUUGGUGAAGAAAAACCUCUUCACAACAGCUGGCUAGAUCAAGAACAAACAGAUCAAGCAGGAAAUGAAGACAGCUGCAGUCAAGGCCUAGCAGAGCAUCAUCAGGGAAGAGCCCAAGUGUCUGGUCAUGCCAAUGGGUGCCAGACAGGUAGUCAUUCAAUGUAAAAGAUAUUGAAAAUUUAAAAAAAAAAAAAAAAAAAAGAAAGAAAAUUUAAUUGAUUAUUAGUUUGUCCAAUUUCUUCUGGUCUGUUAAAAAGUGCUGUAAUUCGGUCUGUGUUUCAAAAUUGAAAUACAAAAUACAAAUAGACACGUUCAUUAUUUUUUUUUGUUUUAAUAUUGACAAUUAUAAUACUAAUUAACUAUGUUUAAAACCCAUUUUUUGCUCAAAAAUGCAAAAUAUUUUAAAUAUGCCACAUAUAUAGUUUCUUGCCCUCUUAUUCUUUGAAUUGGAGAUAUUUCGAUUUAUGACAUGCUUGCAAAAUGUUCUGACCGGUAUCACAGCGCAAGUUACCUAAGGGACAGUCUGGCAGUUCCACCCACUGAGUUAAAACGUUGACGUUGUCCAAGCAUGAAUUAAAAUGGCAUGAGUUCUAACAUACAAAAGUCAUUUAAAAGUACACAUUUUUACAUUUUAAAGGCUGCAGCAGAUUCACAAUGAGAUUCACCUCACCUAAUGUUUUAGAGAUAUAAUUCACCUAAAUAGUUUUUUUUUUCACAUUCCAAAAGAUGUAGAAUCUCAGGCAGAAUGUACUACAGGUUAGAUUUUGCCAAUACCUCCCUUUAUACAAAUACAAUACUCUUAUUUAUUACAAUUAUAAUAUACAAUUAUUUUAAUAGGUCAGGCAUCUCAUAAGCUGCGUUUACAUGGAAUGUAACAACAAUAAUCCACUCUUAACCGAUUAAGACCAUACUUUGAUUAAGAAUCUACCAUGUAAACAGCAGUUUUUACUUACCUUAAUCUAAUUAAGGUCAUACUCGAAUUAAGCUCUAAUCGAAUUAAGACAGGUGGAGUACUCCUGUUUUAGUCGCAUUAUGGACGUGUAUUACAGACAUGUAAACACCUUAAUCACAUUAUGAACGUCAUGUGAGAGUUUUUACUGCAUUUUGCGACAGGACACGAUCACACACGGCAGUUUUCAACAUUUUACGGCAAACAAGAGAGUUCGGCUAUGUCCCAAACCGCAUACUUGCCUACUAUAGCCCUGUAGUGGGGAAAAAUACAUGUAUCUCGGCUACUAUAUAGACGGUAAGUACUCAGUUUGAGACACAGCCCAUGGCUUCAAGCAGUUGUCUAUUAGCACGUAUAGCAUGACAAAUAAUUAACUGCACUUACAGCGUUCGUAAAAAAAUUAAAUAAAAACACCCAAAACUGUAUACAGUACCAUAAGGAAGACGAACUGUAUGUUGACGCGUGAAAUUCUGGAGGGACGUCAGACGGCGUGGCGCGGUGACGUAAUGACGCGGGCUGUUAAUCUAAUUAUGUUCUAUAACAUGUAAAAUGGGAACAUGACAGGAGUAUUCUAAAAGCGACUGUAAACACCUUAAUCACAUUGUUAUCUUAAUCAGAGUAAGGUCAAUAAUUAGAUUACUGCUGUCCAUGUAAACGUAGUCAUUGUGAGCAUGCUACAGCCUUUAGAAUGUAAAAUGUGUGUUUUUAAAUUACUUUUGUAUGUUAAUAGUUAUAAGUAAUUUUAAUUAAUGUGUGGAAAACUUCAAUGUUUCGGGCCGGCUCUAGGCAUGGGCAGGGGUGGUCAGAGCUCACCCAAAUGUCUGUCUUGUCCACUGAGUCAGAACAUAGUCAAAGACAACAUUAAUCUUUUUUAUUAUUUUUUUUUUUUACGAUUUGUGUAUUGGUUAAAAGCAAUUUGAGGCAGGUGGUGUGUUGAGAAGUUUGAGGAAGGGCUGUAGACUGCCACAACCAAUCACAAAAUAACGGCAGAACAGAAAACUGCAGUACUUUUCAAUGUUUUUAUUGGCUGAAAGUAAUAGUGCGUUUUACACUCAUGAGGUGGCUUCAGACUGCCCACCUUCUUUACCUUGCAAGAACUGGGCCUGUUGAUGUUUUAACUAAGUUGGUGGAAUUGACAGAUGGUCCCUUAGGCAACAUUCACUGUGAUAUGGAUCAGAACAUUCUCUUAAAUAUGCAUCUCUAAUAUGCACUGGUAUUUUUGAGUAAAUGUUUUAUGUUCGUGUUUAAUAAUUGAAUAUUAAUUAAACCAAUGGUGGUAUUGAUAUCUGUGUAAGACUGUCGCCUCUAUAGAACAAGGGCAGGGGAAAGUGAAUAUCCAAUAAAAAUCGAACCUAAAACUAACUUUACUGAAAAACCAGGCUAAUUUUCCCAGUGGACAAGUCAUUCUCCCUUACUGUAACCCUUUUACACCACGGUCCCUCUUACUGCAAUUGAGAAGCACAUAAUGAACUUUUCGGCCCGAAGGAUGUCUGACGAAGCCACUGAUGGAUUCUGCACGAUUUCAGUUAGUUAAAUUACACUUGGGUUAUGUGAGCAUGCCACAAAAUGAAAUAACUCCAACUCAAAAAAUAUGACAGGAAGAAAGUAUAAAUGAGGCAUGUUUUAAAUCUUUUGCAUUUUUGAGCAAAAGUUGGGUUUAAACAUAGUUAAUUAGUAAAUUCAUUUUCAAUAUUAAAACAAAAAAUUGAUGAAUGUGUUGUGAUUUUAUUUUGUUUUCAAUGUUUUCAAAAACGAAUGAACGCAACGUGCAUGGACCUAAUUCCUACACUGUUCAUCAAAUUUGAAUGUACAUUCACUAAAAAGCUGAAAGUCUGCAUUUUUGUGCUCAUGUUUAUUAUUUAAUUUAAGCUCCAGUAUACUGUGGUAGACAGCUAAAAAGAAUAAUUUAGUCCAAAUAUUUAUGGACCUGACUGUAAAUAUUCAAAAAGGCUGAAGUAUGUCUAUGUUCUACCUUAUGCACCAUUUUCAAAUCAUUCUAGUCACAUAAUAGUAAAAAACUGAUUUUAAACCCACUUUUCUCUGAGCUGAUAUCUGAACUUGGCCUCCUUGAAGCAGUGGCUACCAACUGGCCCUUACCAUUGUAAAUGACCCACCCACAAUAAACCCUGUUCAUAAUAUGUUA
This is a messenger RNA of Ictalurus punctatus (channel catfish), 7352 nucleotides long. RefSeq names its product coronin, actin binding protein, 1Cb (gene coro1cb). The record is from RefSeq and is a predicted model, not a curated record. Lineage: Eukaryota; Metazoa; Chordata; Actinopteri; Siluriformes; Ictaluridae. The coding region runs from base 301 to 2937 and encodes 878 amino acids. Gene Ontology annotation, biological process: cell migration; actin filament organization. Gene Ontology annotation, molecular function: actin filament binding. The transcript has 14 exons.